Exophiala spinifera is the source of this 1533-nucleotide messenger RNA. RefSeq lists its product as uncharacterized. Gene Ontology annotation, biological process: transmembrane transport; carbohydrate transport. Gene Ontology annotation, molecular function: carbohydrate:proton symporter activity. Gene Ontology annotation, cellular component: membrane. NCBI's taxonomy places the organism in Eukaryota, Fungi, Ascomycota, Eurotiomycetes, Chaetothyriales, Herpotrichiellaceae. The record is from RefSeq and is a predicted model, not a curated record. Bases 1 to 1533 code for a protein of 510 amino acids. The transcript has 6 exons.
AUGGGUGCUUUUAACAGAGGAUAUGCCAAGUCACUGCAAGGUUUGCCCUUGCAAUCUGCUAUUACGAUAUGCUCAGCAUGGGCGUUCACAUUGUUCGGCUACGAUCAAGGUGUCUUGGGAGGAUUGAUCGCCCUUCCGAGUUUCCUCAGAGCCAACCGUAUCAACCCGGACAAUGCAGACAUACAAGGCACCAUUGUCGCCAUCUAUGAUAUUGGAUGCCUCACUGGAUGUAUUAUUGCCGGGUUUGUUGGACAAAAGCUGGGUCGUCGCGUGUUUAUCGUUAUUGGAGGAGCACUUCUUGUCGUGGGAGCAGGACUGCAAGCCGGAGCCCACGGGGCAAGUUACUUGAUCACAGGCCGUGUUAUCGGAGGUGUAGGCAUGGGUCUAACAACCACAAUGGUGCCUAUUUGGGUCGCCGAGACAUCCAAAGCUCAUUCUCGCGGUGCCUUGAUUGCCACACAACUCACGAUUGUCAUUCUGGGACUAACUAUUGCCUACUGGUUCGAUUAUGGCAUGCUUCAGCAUCACCCAAACACGGAAGCUGUCUGGCGCCUCCCACUUGCUUUCCAAGUUGUGUUCAUCCUGCUUACGUGGGCCACGAUCUUCCUGUUGCCCGAAUCACCACGAUAUCUCUACGCGAACGGAGCUGUUGAUGACGCAGAUGAUAUCAUGUCUCGUAUCUACGCUGUUCCGGUGGACAGUGAGGAAGUCACCAAGCACCGUGCUGAUGUCUUUGCUGCUCUCGAAGCCGAGAAAGAGUAUAGCUUCGGCCUGAAGAAUUUGUUCUAUGAUACAUCGCCUGUCAACACGACCUGGAGACUGUGGCUUGGUGUUCUCACCCAAUUAUUCCAGCAGAUGGAUGGUAACAAUAUCGUGUCAUAUUACGCAACAUACCUCUUCAUCAACUCCCUCGGCAUGUCUCAGAACCAAGCAGCCAUCACGUCCGGCGGUGUGACGCUUCUCUUCCUCGGCGGCACCGCGACGACAAUCUGGACCGUCGAGCACCUCGGGCGACGAACCGUCAUGCUGUAUGGGGCAAUCUUCUGCUCCAUCUUCAUGAUCCUCUUCACCAUCGGCCUCGGAGUCAACACUGAUCCCUCUCUGAAACUGGCCGUCGUCUCGAUAUUCCUCUUUGAGUUCGUCUUUGGAGCUUCCUGGUGUCCGCUGGUUUGGGUAUACGUGCCCGAAAUCGCACCCCUCCACGUUCGUCAUAUCGGUACGGCUAUGGGCGUCUUCACACAAUGGUUUAUCACCUUCAUCGUCGUCAAAUUCGGGCCCAUGGGCAUCCAGAAUAUCGGGUACAGAUUCUACAUCCUGUUCUGCGUGUUCAAUGUGCUGGCUAUUCCGUUCGUCUACUUUUGCGUCAAGGAGACCAAGGGACUCAGUCUCGAGGAGAUUGACGUUCUGUUCGCCCGCAAGGAAUACAAACAUGUUCUGCAGGCGCGAUUGAGGGGUGACCACGAAGCUGCUGACAAGAAGCAGGUGCAAGAGAAGGAGGACGUCGUGGAGGAGCAAAAGGUAGAUGCGAAGUGA